Molecule: messenger RNA, 6846 nt
Organism: Culex quinquefasciatus (southern house mosquito)
Lineage: Eukaryota; Metazoa; Arthropoda; Insecta; Diptera; Culicidae
Gene: yata
Product: N-terminal kinase-like protein
Exons: 11
Coding region: 311-2992 (893 amino acids)
Biological process (GO): protein phosphorylation
Molecular function (GO): protein kinase activity; ATP binding
Source: RefSeq, a predicted model, not a curated record
GCUCGCUCUGGCCGCUGGCCCUCAGUCUGGACAAGAAGGAAAAGUUCCAUCACCAGUUCAGUUCCAACGAGCAGCAGUCAGAAAAUUGUGUGUGAAUCUGCGUCAGCAAAGCGAAAAAAUUUCGGCCCUGCUCGGUUUGGGCCCCUCAAAAUCGAUUUUGAAAAGUUCGCGAAACCCGUGAAAACACGGAUUGCGGUCCGGAGAGGUGCUUUGUUGUGAUUUCGGAGCCUGUGUGGACGCGGGGAGUGGAUUUUCGAUUUUCCUGUUUUUUUUUUCUUCUCUCGCGUUCCGCGACGGGUGGUGAAGAAGGAUGUGGUCCUUCUUCUCCCGGGACUCGGCCAAGGACUUUCCGUACGAGAUUGGCGAGCCCGUGGCGCAGUUCGAUUCGCGUAGCAUCUGGUCGCUGCACCGGGGCAAGCGGAAAGGGUCGGCGGCGGCCGGAGUGGACGCCGAGGUGUCCGUGUUUGUUUACGACAUCCGGAACGGGACCGACGUGAAGCUGGAGCUGGCCAAGGCGGCGGUCAAGCGGCUGAAAACACUGCGCCAUCCGAGCAUCCUCCAGUUUCUGGACAGCCUCGAAACGGACAAGGUGCUGUACGUGGCCACGGAACAGGUGGAACCGCUGGGGGCACACUCGCUCGGUGCCGAGGGCCACCAGCGGGAGCUGUACCUGGCCUGGGGCAUCUUCCAGAUCACGCGCGCCCUGUCCUUCCUCAACAACGAUGGCAACCUGCGCCACAACAACGUCUCCGUUUGGUCCGUGUUCGUCAACGCCAGCGGCGAGUGGAAGCUCGGCAGCCUGGAGUACGUGUCCUCGACGGAUGCGUCCGGAGCGGCGCCACCGAUCAAAAUUCCCCCGGCGUUGGAGAUUUACGACCCGCCCGAGAAGAACGACCAGGCCAAGCUAAAGUCGGUGACCAAGUGCUCGACCGACAUGUGGGGGCUGGGCUGUCUGGUUUGGGAGUCGUUCAACGGGCCGCUGCGUGCCCGAGGAAACCUGAAGGAUCUGGCUGGGGUUCCCAAGUCGUUGGCUCCGCUGUACUGCGAGCUGGUCGGGGCCUCGCCGGCCAAUCGUCCCAAUCCGGCCGAUGUGAUUACCAAGUGCCGCAAGCCGGGUGGAUUCUUCAAGAAUGACCUCGUGGAUACGUUGCUGUUUCUGGAGGAGAUCCAGAUCAAGGACAAGGCCGAGAAGAAUCGAUUUUUCAGCGCGCUGACGCCCCAGUUGGACAACUUUCCGGAUAAUGUGUGCAAGAACAAAAUUCUUCCCCAACUCAUCACGGCCUACGAGUACGGAGACGCGGGCUCUGCGGUGCUAGCUCCAAUGUUCAAGCUCGGUCGAUUACUGGACGAGGUCGAGUACCAGAAGCGAAUAGUUCCGUGCGUCGUGAAGCUGUUCGCAUCGACCGAUCGCGUAACGCGAUCGCGACUCCUACAGCAGCUGGAACUGUUCAUCGGGCACCUCCAGACGGGCGUCGUCAACGAUCAGAUCUUUCCGCAGAUAGCCCACGGCUUUCUGGACACCAAUCCAACGAUUCGGGAACAAACUGUUAAGUCAAUCAUUCACCUAGCGCCAAAGCUAAACUACAACAACUUGAACGUUGAGGUUCUGCGACACUUUGCACGGUUACAAUCACGGGACGACCAGGGUGGAAUCCGCACCAAUACGACCGUCUGUUUGGGGAAGAUCGCACCACACUUGCAUCCGCAGGUUCGACAACGGGUCCUCGUUUCGGCGUUCAUCCGAGCCAUGCGAGAUCCGUUCCCGCCGGCACGGGUCGCUGGCAUUCUGGCACUGGCCGCCACCCAGCAGUACUUCCUGCUGGCGGAGGUCGCGAACCGCAUCCUGCCGGCGCUCUGUCCACUGACCGCAGACCCCGAGAAGACGGUACGCGAUCCGGCCUUCAAAACGAUACGGGGCUUCCUCGGCAAGCUGGAGAAGGUCAGCGAGGAUCCGAGCCUGCGCGAGAGCAUGGAGGCCGACGUUCACACGGCGACUCCGUCGCUGGGCAAUGCGGCGGCCACGUGGGCCGGCUGGGCCGUGACGGCCGUCACCGCCAAGUUCUACCGCAGCCAGAGCGAUACGGCGCGGCCACGGCCACCCCUAACUGGUAAAAAUUUGAGUAAACCUGCUUCGCUGGAACAACCCUCGAGCAGCAGCAUCUCGACGACAACGAGCAGCGUCACGUCGAUGACGUCGCUGGAGCACGAGAGCGCGGACACGUCGGCGUCUGCGAGCGACUACGGACCGGACAACUGGGACCACGAGAACUGGGGCGAUAUGGACACAUCACAGGACCCGAGCAGUCCAAUGGCCGGCACGUCGAACCCGCUUACCACAAGUCUCAACAUCGUCAGCACGGCGAAUGACACGCGAGACGGUUGGGACAACGAGGACUGGGGUAGUUUGGAGGAAGAUCCGAACGAAGCGCUCGACGAAAAGGAAGAGGAUGAACUGGUUCGCAACCAGCAGCAUCAGCGUCAGUCCUCGUCCGGCGUGCCAUCGUCGACGACCACGAGUGCGUCCACGUCCUCCGGUGCCACGGUUGUGCCCUACCUGCCCAGUUCCAACAACAAUGCCAACAACAAUCUCCCGAAUCACCACCACAACAACAGCACGUCGUCGUCGCCGGCGCCGCCACCGGUGGUGACGUCCACGACGCCCAUGGGGGUGCCGCACAGUAGUCCCAGCAAAAUGCUAGCGCUGAAGAACAUGACCAACAUCAUGAUCAACAACUCCAACUCGAACUGGAGCAACGCGGGCGGGGACGGCUGGGCCGAUGGCGAUUUUGAACCGAUCGACGAGCCGAGCACAGGAAACUCCAAGCUGGACGAGGCCCGGCGGAAGCGUGAAGAGAAGAAACAGCAAAGGCAGCGCGAACUUGAGGCUCGGAGGGCGGCCCGAAGUGCGGGUGGACCGGGUGGGGCCGGAGCGGGUGGCCCCGGAAGUAGUGGUCCGAUGAAGCUGGGCGCCAAAAAAAUCCAGCUCGAUUGAGUAAGCGAAACCGGCGACGACGACGACGACGACGACGAUGGACAUGGAGCAGAACGGAACUAGGCGGAAGAUGUUGUUGUUGUUUGAUUGUAAGUGAACUUUGUUUGGAAAAAGAGGAAAUCCCGGAACGGAAAUGGGUACGUAUCGGAACCGUUUGUCAUUGUCUGCGUGUGAAUGUGUGUUUGUCCCUGUCUGUCGUAAGUUGGGGAAGGAAGGAGAAUGACGUCGGAUCGUCGCCAGCGUAAUUUUAUUUUUUGGAUUUAAAAUUGGAAUGUUACUUAAAGAAACAUUCCGACUAAGUCAAAAAUACGAGGAAAAAAAAGCGGAAGGAACUCGGAACUUGAGCGUGCGGAAAAGGAAAUUGAAAAACAGGGUUUGUGAAGAGUAAGAUUUUUUCGCUCCUUUCGCAAGGGCAUUUGUCAUCAUCUUGUAUUAGCUUUAACUAAUGAAUUAUACGAAUUUAGAGACUUUUUCCUAAUUAAAAAAAAAAAAAACAAAUUACUCGUAAAAUACAAGUAAAACAUCAAAAAACCGCGCAGAUUUGAAACCAAACUCCGCCAUUCGUACCUACACAAGUAUAUUUCUCCGUGUUUCCCCUUGGAAAAGCAGCUGGGUGAAAAAGCUCGGUCGAUUUAAACAAAAGUCUGUAGAUAGGCAUGAAUUACCAAAAGAAAAGAGAAGAGUAAACAAAAAAAACACAACAUAGAUAGUGAGAAAUUUAUUGAAACUAACUGCACCUUAAUAGAAUUUAAAAGUCAAACCCGCACACACAAAAAAAAAAAGAAAUGCCCGCAUGCUCCCAGUGUAAAACCAAUCGAAACCGAAAAAUCAAAUAGUUGUUUAAUAUGUCUCUCCCGCUCUCACUCUCUAGCGAUCAAGUCAAUCCAGAUGAAAAGCAACCUUUUCCCAUCGCUUCCGCCAACCGAUUUUUUCCACUUAGGGGCGAAAUUUUCGCCUAAUUUAGAAAACAAAAAGUUACGUGACGAGUGCACCCUGGCGAAGGUUCCAAUGUAGGCCGAAACGUUGGAUUAGCGGAUUUUUUGUUUGUGUUGUUGCUUUUAACGUUCCUGCGGUUAUUUUGAAAUGUUUCAGAAUGCUUUAGCCAAUAUUGACGUAACCAAAUGUCACUUUCUACAUAUAGGUUUUACACCGUGACGUCAUUUGAGCUCGUGUGCACUGUUUACAUGAUCUUCGUCGAUUGUCGACGAAUUUUUCCGAACAAAAUCGACGACCGCAUCGAUCUGUGCUAAGUCCAUGUAAACAGUGCACUUCUUCUAACCUCCAAAUCGAGUCGGCGUAAAACCUAAAUGCCAAACUCGUACAAAGUUUAUCGCCGGAUCUCUUCCGAAAUAGAUCCUUCAGCAAGAUUGUACUGGUUUGACGUUUGCUGAGUGUAUGCCGAAUAGUUAAUUUGGCAGUUUUAGAGUGGUUGUCAAUUAAUGUCAAUUGAACUGUCAUUUGAUAGAUUGCCACAUUCACUGAUUCAUUGUCACUAAGUGAUUUGUUGACAUAUUUGGAACCCUCCACAAACGUCAAACCAAACCAAUUUGUUUCCGGAAUAAAUCCAAAAAAGAUCCGGCAGCAACUUUGUACUGGUUUAACGUUUGCUGGGGGUGCUGAAAAAUUUGAUUAGGGAGUGUUUUUUUAUUACGUAACGCAGUUUUUUAAGAUUUUGAGAGGGAGAGAAGGUCAUAUUUUUUUUUGCGUUACGCUAUAAAAGAACGCUCCUUUAUGUCACUGUUUGCGAAAAAUAAUAAACCCUAGAAUUUUGUUGCGAUUAAACGUACUCAAAAAUGAGUUGUUAUUAUAGAGUAAGAUCGGAUUACUUCAAAAUUGCCUUCUGAAUCAAGGUUUGUAGAUUAGUAAGGUAAGGCGGGUUUUCAAGCUGUCAAAAUAGUUAGUUAGCUCGAAACCCGGGUUUUAUAAGGAGAAUUUCAGAAAAGUGAAAAUUAGGCUAUUUUUCGGGCAAGUUUCACCAGUUUUUUUUUUUCUGUGGGAUUGUUAAGCAUGCCAAACUUAACCGAAAUAUGCUUUUAAAACACAAAUAUUUUUUCAAAAAAAUAAAUUCAACCAAACACGUUUUUCGGUUCAGUUUGGCAUGCUUAAUAACCACACAGAAAAAAUCCGGUGAAAUUUGUCCGGAAAAUGGUCACAAUUUUACUUUUCUGAAAUUCUCCAUAUAAAAUCCGGGUUUCGUGUUAACUAUUUUGACAGCUGGAAAUUCUCGCCUUACCUUAUCUAAUCUACAUACAUGCUCCUGAUUCAGUUUUAUGUCAUUAGUAAAAUUAAGGUAAACUUCACUUAAGUUUAGCUAAAUUUCACUCUACUUUUUUGAGUUGUUAUUACUCAAACCUGACAUUUUAUUUGAAACCGAGUUGGAUUUAGAAAUGCAGCAUUGAAAUUGCAGCUAAAAUAAAAUGUUUCAUGAGUUCGCAACCCGCACUCAAAAUUAGACUUUUGGCUCUUUACUCAUUAUUGAGUAAGGUCAGAUUUCAUCAAAAUUACGCUUUCUACGGCUAAAGCCAAAUGUCAGAUUAAGUUUAAAUUAUAAAUUAUAUAUAUCUGGGGAACAUUCUCCCCUAUUUAUGUUGAGUAAUUAUCACUCAAUUCUGACAUUUCACUUGUCACUCAUUCCGGAGUAGGUUUUCGUUUGAAACGUUUCAAAAUAAACUGUUUUCAAGACUUUGCUAGAUCGCGCACAAUCUCCGUCUCCAGUACACAAUACAGUUGAUGUAUUUUCUCCCGAAUUUGUCAAAGCUCCCACCUUAUGAAGAAGAAAACAAGUCUAAACCGAAAGUAAAUUCACAUUGCAAAGAGAAGAAAUCAUACAUUAUUUAGCGUCAGAGAGAGCAUUUGCAGCCGAAUUUGCUCCAGCUGUUGUGCGUGCGCCAAUAGUAACAAAAAAAAAUACAUCUUAUUUAGCUGAAGCGUUCGACCUACGGAUGUAACUAAACUAAAGUAAACAAAAAUAGCACAGAUGGUAGAAGAAGAUAAAAAAAAACAUUGCCUUUUUAUAUUAAAAAACAGUAAAAGUAAUUAAAGAAAGUAAAAUCAAGUAAAUUUGAAGUGGUAAUCGAAUCGAUAGAGAACUCUUUUUUGUAAUAUUUGGAUAUUUGUAACGACUAAGAGAAACAUAGCAGAACAGGCAAAUGAAGAAAGUCUCUAAAAGCAACACAGAAAAAAAGUAUAAUUAAACAAAUACAAGUAGUGUGAAUGACCAAAAAACCAAAGCUCUUGGCGAAAGAGACAAGCGACAGUCGAGUGAGGUGGAAUUAGACCAAAAUACACACACCCACAGAGAGCAAAACAAAAAACUUAUGAAACUUAUGAACGCGUCGAAAUUUCGUAUUUUUGUGUGUCAAAAGGUCGAUCGAUCCCACUGUCAGUUUGUCGAAGACGAUCAUUUUUGGUGGGGGAGGGCGGAAAUUCCGCGAGUUUCGCGGUUCCGAGGGCGGUUCUGGCCUAAUUUGCAAAAUUCCACAACGUUGGACGAAAUUUAACGUAAGAAAGAGGCGCGAAACGGGCGGAAUUUCGAAAUCGGUGUUUAUCAGUCGUGUAAGAAGAAACAAGCAAAAGCAAACAAGUUUAACUCAAAGUUACCAGCGUGGAAAACAAAUCUACUCUUGGUCUCUGUCGCGUCUGUAUUUAAGGGGUGGAUGCAAUGAGAUAGUCUUUCAGUUUUUUCGUACUUUCCGUUUCCGAAGCUUUUGAAGAUUAGAAAAAAAUAGAGGAACGACCAUAUUGAGAUGAGCGAGCGAGCGAACGAUGGUGAAGCAGGAGAAGUAGAAAGAGAUGAUAAUUUUUAAUGUAUAAUAAAUGUAAAAUCCGAAAAUAUCGAAUUGAGAAAAGAAAAA